Branchiostoma floridae (Florida lancelet) is the source of this 6710-nucleotide messenger RNA. RefSeq names its product condensin-2 complex subunit D3-like. Gene Ontology annotation, cellular component: condensed chromosome, centromeric region. Gene Ontology annotation, biological process: meiotic chromosome condensation; mitotic chromosome condensation. Gene Ontology annotation, molecular function: histone binding. The record is from RefSeq and is a predicted model, not a curated record. NCBI's taxonomy places the organism in Eukaryota, Metazoa, Chordata, Leptocardii, Amphioxiformes, Branchiostomatidae.
CGCUCUGACGGAACUGUUCAUUUUGGCGCGUCAGUUGAAAACAUCAGAGGAAAGAAACACUGCUGACAACAACAACAACGAAACUGUACAAAAAUGUCGAACUUUCCAGACGUAUGCGUCAGGCUGGGAAUAGGAGCAUUACAGAAGGACUGGGUAGACCAGGUUUGGGACUGUGACUUCACCAUCUGUGACCCUCCCGCGGAGGAGUGCGGCAUCAGCAUCGACAGUCGCUACAACGAGCAGCUUCUCCGUGCCGUGCAGCUUCUGGCACGAUAUUCAAACGAGGAAAACGCCGAACACGGUGGACAGGACUUCUGGAGCCUCCUGACUGACCAUGACCUCUCCUAUCGUAACAUCAUCGCUCUGGCCUUCUACUCUAUUUAUACAGGCCAGCAGAGAGUAGCCAGUGCUAUAGAGAAGGAGGCAGCCUGUCUGGCCACAAGUCUGUACUUCAACCUGCUUCAAGUGCCAGGUAGUGGUGCGUACGGUACGUUCCACGCCGUGCUGUUUGAGAAGGCCAUGAACGUACUGAAGCACUGGCCGCAAGCCGGAGGGAACAAGCGCAAGCACAGGAGCGACGGCGCUGAACCGCAGGGGAAGAAACCACCGAAGGCACCCAGGAGGGGGGGUCAGCCCCAGGGCAGGGAGGAGGAUAUGGAACAGGAUGGGGACAGAGAUGGGGAUAAUGCAGAUGAAGAUGACAGUGAUGAUGAGGAGGUGGUCCUCUCCGCCCAGGAGAUGACCAAGAUCAAACAGCUCCUGAUUGGCUGCCUGAAGGACCUGAUCCGCCUCCUCCGCUGCGGACACUUCUCUCUCAAGGAGCGACAGGACAGUACCCAGCAUGCACUGGAGACCCUGGUGUUCCUGACGAGAGUUGAGCUGACCAAUGAGGAGUUGAGCUACAGUACGGACAUGAACCUGAGCCACAUGGCGUCCCUCACACAGCUGGCGUACAUCUUGUUGUUGUUGAUGAUGUUGUUGUUGUUGUUUUAGACCCUGGUUUCCCUGACGAGAGUAGAGCUGACCAAUGAGGAGUUGAGCUACAGUACGGACAUGAACCUGGGCCAUGUGUCGUCCCUCACACAGCUGGCGUACAUGGCUACGAGUAUCCUCUCUACUGGAGCACAUGGGGAGGUUACUGCAGUAGUGACCUGCCUAUUCCGUCUGCUGCUCCCCAAUGUGCUGAUGAUGGGGGAGGGGGGCAGUGUGGCACCAAACGCUAUCCCACAGGCCUUGCAAGUCAUCAGUUCACAGGCUGUUGGGUAUGCGUGUCACCUGGCCCGGCAGGGUGGUGAGGCAGUGAUGCCGGUGUACCGGAUACUCCUGCAGCACUCCUGCUGGAGGGUACCUGACAAGGCUGAGUACCGAACGCGGGUGUCCCAGAGUGUGGUGAAAAUGUUACAGGCACUCCCCACGCCAGCGUACGCAAGCUUUCUGGAAUGGCUUUACCGAUUUUCCAGGUCUACCAAGAUCGGCCACCGUACGUUCGGACUGGACAUGGCGCUGGCCUUGCUUCCGGAGCCAGAGCGCGAGAUUGACGAUAAUGUUCAGGACGACCACUUCAUCUACCUCACGCGCAUGUUCCUGUUGGAGAAGAUGAUUAUGGCCAGGUGUUCAGACGUGGCCCCCAAUGUUCGUGGCCGCGCCCUGAGCUGCCUGUCCCAGUGUAUCUCCUCAGAGAACCCCAGCAUCGUACUGCUGUUCCAAGACUUCUUUGCCUCGACCCUCACCAAAACCCCCGGGGUACAACGGUCCAACACUCCGCUCACAGGGAAUUCCACUGCACUGACUCCCUUGGGGAUGACCCCCUCCCCUGGUGCCAGUACCCUGCAGGGUGAGUCCCCUGCCCCCAGGGAUGUCUCGUUCGGUAGCACUGCACCUGGCGGGACACAGAACUUGUUCACCAUGCUGGGGGAACGUUUGAAUGAUGACAAGGUCGGAGUUCGCAAGGCGGCUCUUCAGGCAUUCGAGAGCCUUGUGUCGAUCAGUCCGACCCCUCCCUCAGUGAAGGAGGUGGAGAUUAUCUACCAGCGCUGCAUGGACGUGUCCCUGUCUGUCCGGAAGCAGGCGCUGCAGUCCCUCACCACGGUACUGCACAAGAACCCCACCCUCCCCCACGUGCACAAACUCUGGCUGGAGGGGGUGGUGCCUGCCGUCAUGGACAGGGAGACAACCUGCUCCGAGAAAAGUCUGGAGCUUCUAGAGGACACCAUCCUGGAACAGAUUGUUGAUGUUGGAAAAUCCCAGAACGAAGACUCCGACCUUGCCUGGAACUUACUCAAGGUCAUAGCUGGUAUUGAGGGUCAGGAGCUCAGGCGCUACCUCGGGAAAGCCUGUAACAUCUGGUCUCGUCAGGGGAAGCUGACUUCUAGACUUUUAAAGGCCCUGAGUACUCAUGUCAGCUCCGACCAUACAGAGGCUGCCUGGAUGAUGAUGGCAUUAGUUGCUAAGUACUGCCCCAAGAUGGACUACUCCAUGGUGCUGGAUAACUGGCAAGGGUACCGUGACGGGCGUGGCGUCUUCAGCAAGGACACCGUGUCCUCCAUACUACAGGUCAUGGGCAGCAUAGCAGGCAACAUCCCCAAGCACAAGAUCAAUGAAAUCAUGGCUGACUUGAAGAAACUGCUCCGAGGAUACUCCUGUGACCCCGGAAUGAUCAAGGACCUGGUCUGGACCUUGGAGAAACUGACCAAGGGCUGCUCCAAGGAGCCCGAGGAGGCCAGGGCCAUGAUGGACGAGUGGGCCACAGAACUUCUGCGGCGCUCGGAGGAAUACCUGUCCAGUCUAGUGCUGAAUGAAGACCUGAACACUGCAAACUUGGACGUCAUGGCAGUCGUCCGCCACCUGUUCACUGUGGGCGAGGUUGCCCAGCUGUGUCCGGCCAAGACGUCCAAACGGAUCAUCCUGAUGGUCCAGUCCUUCCUGGUGGACAACACCAAGCUGGAUGAGCUCCCCUCCAGCCAGGGAACGCAGCUGUCUCAGAUGCCGGGGUCGCAGCUGUCCCAGAUGCCGCUCUCACAGGCGGCGGCGCAGCUGUCCCAGAUGCCAUCUCAGAUGUCCCAGAUACCACUCUCACAGCUGCAGGGCCCUGCACUGCCUCCUACCAUCAGGGCACAUGCCAUCCUCACCAUCGGGAAACUGUGUCUACAGCACGAUGACGUCGCUAAGAAGUGCGUGCCCUUCCUGGCGCACGAGCUGGAGACGUCCCCGCACAUUCCCAUCCGUAACAACGUGAUGGUGAUCCUGUGUGAUCUCAUCAAGCUGUAUUCCACCUACAUCGACCACCACAUCCCCGCCAUCGCGGCAUGUCUGAAGGACGAGAGCCCGUUGAUUCGGAACCAGACCCUCAUCAUGCUGACCCAGCUACUGCAGGAAGACUUCAUGAAGUGGAAGGGCACCCUGUUCUUCAGGUUUGUAAGUGUUUUGGUGGACCCAGACGAAGAUACCCGCAAGUCUGCAGAGUUCUGCCUGGUGCACCUGUUGUCUGAAAGGCAGCCUGGCAUGUACUUCAACAACUUUGUCCAGUGUGUGUACCACCUGAACUCGUACCAGCACCAUCCCGUCUAUAACAAGUUUAACGAGUCGGAGCGCGAGAGGAAGAUGUUCUCCCUGGCCGGGGAGGCAAAUCGCGAGAAGCGCCGGACGAUCUACCGCUUCCUGUUGGAGCACAUGACGGACGAAAACCGCUUCAACCUGAUUGGGAAGCUCUGUUCCGAGGUGCUGGAAGGGUUUGUAGACAACGUGCUGCCCCUGAAUGCAGAGACGAGUCAGAUCCUACAGGACACCCUGUCUAUCCUGUCCUGUAAGGAGAUCAAGCUGGCCUCCCUCAAGGCCAAUGCUGAGGAGGACGCUCUGAACGAGGGGGAUGCAGCAGGGGCCGCCUUCCAUAGGGCAACUAAUAAGUUCCUCACUCAGGUGGUGAAGAAGAACAUGAUAGAGAACAUCGUGCCAAUCAUCAUCGCCCUGAAGCACCAGCUGGAGGCCAAGCGCUCGCCGCUUCUGCGCAGCCUCAUGGUCUACCUCAAGGAGGUCAUGAAGGACUAUCGCAACGAGGUCAAAGAUAUCAUGGCAGCUGAUAAACAGCUGGCGAGUGAGAUCGAGUUCGACCUGCGACGUUUUGACGAACAGCAGCGAGAACAGGAGGAGGAGCGACAGCGCCGUAAAUCUGUGGGAACUCCCGGUGCUGCUGCCACCCCUGCGGCGGGAGGUCCCACUCCAACUGUCCCUGGAAGUGGUUCCGGUGCUCCAGGCACCCCAAAGAGACAUCCUGGUCCGGAGCCGGGCGCCGUUCCACGAACGCCAGCUGCUGCUCUCGGCGCCAGGCAGCUGAACGUGCUGGCGAUCAUCAACUCCGCCAGGAAGAAUAUGUCUGCCCGCAGGGCCGCACGUGUCGCCGAUCAGCCCGACGGUGGGGACGGCUCCCCCAAUGCUAACAAAGCCUCCUCCCCUGCUAACCAACCUCAGCAACCUGAUACCCAGCAACCUUUGCAUUCACCUAACGUUGACACCCCGUCUGUCACCCAGAAUGCUUUGCAGCCAACUAACAUUGAUACCCCAACUACACCUCCAGGCACCCCCGGCAAACCCCAGUCUCCGUCUCCCAAAACCCCCGCUCGCCCUAGUGACGCCUCCCCCCUACCUCCCCCCGCACAGCCUCGCACCCCCCUGAGGUCUGCAGGGUUUGCCACGCCCGAGAGGACCAGGCAGCCGUGUCGGGCUAUCAGUACUCCAGACAACACCAUACAGGACAUCACCUUCCAGGCUCCAUUUGAUGUCAGUGCCAUCACACCGAUCGUCGCCAGCGGCAGACCCCGUAGAGUCCCGUCCGGGUCUGAACGUAGUCCAAGUCUGGACACUGUGGCUGACACGGACGGGGCCGAGGUGACGGAAAAGAUGGCCGUCAUUUGUCUGAAGCACCCGGAGGCUGUCGAAAAACCUGUGGAGUGGAAGGUCGUGACACCUAACAAGACAAGGCAGCGAACCCGAAGCCGUCCCCAGAGCAGCAGUGCAGAGGAGACAGAGAACCAGCCGGGGGGUUCCACAAGGAGAAGUGCUCGGACCAGGACUCCCAGAACAUCCAACUCAUAACUUUAUCUCUCCAUUAUCGAGAUCUGUUUUGAAAUACAAUAAGAAAUAUCAUUUUCAUUAUGCCCAAGUCUGGCAUCAAGUAAAUUUGAAAAGAGUUAAAGUCUCAUAAUUGGUAUUUUGCAAAGGUAUAACAGUGUAUUUUUCCACAUGGAAUCCUCAGUUUAUUUUGUAUCUUUACCGAGAUAUUUAGUAGAUGACUAUUCUUCAUGUCACUAACUUUUUAUAGUAUUGACUUCAUUCUCAAUGUAUUUGAAGAUCUAAUAACCACCCAUGAAUUGUAGCGGAACCAAUGUGGGAAUGGUCCCACAAAGGUCAAAGUUGAAAGUUCAUCUGACAGAUGAGAGAAGUAUGGUGGACAAAGCCUUGACACUUGGAAAGGGUCCCAUGAUGUGUGAACCUAGAUUGAAAAUAAAACUUUGAAAUGCGUUGUUGAGGAAGUGUGUUAGUCUUUCUAAAAGGUCCAAUUUUAUGUAUGACAUCUAGCUCAUUACGUUUCGGCUGUUCUGAAAAAUCAUGAAUCUGCCAACUCAUAACAGCUAAUUGCAUCAGCCUUCCAUUUAAUGGGCACCCUCAUAUCAAUACAGGAAUUGAAAUGACCAGAAUACCAACAUUGUGGAAGUUAAGACCAACACAGUUGACAGGUGUAGAGCCAACGUUUGAAUAUUUCAUGACGUCACAGUAGCGUUACUAUGGCAACACGAUAGUCUCAAUCAGACUCCUCAAAAUUGGUUACUGAAAAAAAAGUUUAAGUUACCAAAAAGUAGUGAAUCAGUUACGACUGGUUUGGAACACACUACGGUAGUUCUAGGAAAACGAGAAUUUGACUACAUCGAUCCUCGGUUGUAAACUUUGGUACUUGAAGGCAUGACUAGUAAUAUUUCUUGUCUAAGGUGGUUUAAGAUAGUAGUUGCUACACCUUCCGAUUUAUUAGCUAUUUAUCACCACGCAAUCCCGCACGGUCGGUACAUACCGCUGGCUACUUUAUAACUAUACAACUGUUACAGUACCCGGACCCUAGAUACAUUGGAUAAAAUCCACUGCUUCCAAGGCCUCAAAAAUGCUAUUUAGCCACCUAUACCCUGAGGUUCAGAAUGCAUUCAUAUGUGUAACAUCCAAUACGCCUUAAUUAAUUGGACUCUCUUUCUCUCGCGUUUAAAUGUCACAAUCAUUUUAAUAGACGGUGCGUUUACCAGCUGAACACUUCUUAUUUCACUCCCUUCGGGGUCGAUUUACUCGGACAAACAUACGUUCUCAUUAUCAGGUACUGUAAAAAUAUUCACGAUGGUUUCAUGUUCAUCGGCCUUUUUGCCGAGACUGGAAUAUCACCGCCAAAAUGUGUGUGUUUUGUCUUCUAACCUGAGGCCGAAACGCUUAUUUCAUUUAUCAACCGCGAGUUUUAAAAAAAAACAACGCUCUUUUACAGUAAUUACCCAACUCUGUUAGACAGGGCCAAUUUCGCUACUUGAUCGUUUUACAGUGAUUAGAUUGAAUCGCAUUAACGUUAUAUACAAGCUUUCCCUAAACAGCAUAUGUGACAUGAAUUGAAACUGUGCAACAAAAUCGUACCGAUCUGACCACGCGCGGUCUAUGCUACCACAGAAUAAAGAAUAAAUACAUGAGAC